Molecule: messenger RNA, 2983 nt
Organism: Gastrolobium bilobum
Lineage: Eukaryota; Viridiplantae; Streptophyta; Magnoliopsida; Fabales; Fabaceae
Product: AAA-ATPase At4g30250-like
Exons: 1
Coding region: 1140-2942 (600 amino acids)
Molecular function (GO): ATP binding; ATP hydrolysis activity
Source: RefSeq, a predicted model, not a curated record
ACCAUAACUUUAAGGUCUAUACAUCUCAAUCUCAUAGACCCUCCCACCACCAUGCAUGCCAAUAAGUAAAAGCCUACAAUAAUGUAAUGAAAAGUUCAAAACAUAGAAAUGCCCAACCAAUUCAGCAACUCAGUCUUUCAAUCGGCAUUUUAGUUACAAUCUAUUAUUAGAUACUUAAUACUUGUGCAUUGAAAUCUAACCACAUCACCUGCAAUGACCUACAGCCCCUUAAGUACAGAGGUAAAAAAGUAAUCAUAAAAUGAAUUUAAAAUUUAUCCAAUGGGAAUUUAAAAUUUAUCCAAUGGGUUCAUCCGUACCAAUUUGAACCAACAUGGUGCACACAAAAACAUGAAAAUCAUCAUCCCCUCAUUAUCAUCUUCUACUGGUACUCAUGAUGAGUGACUGAUGACUUAAAAUAAUUCAUAAGAACAUUCUCUGACCUUGGAAAUUGCAAAUUACAACAACAAAGAAGUUAAAAAGAUAAAGUGUGAUUUGUCAAGAAAGAACCAAAAAGCAGUUUCUACUCAACAAGAUCCCCUCCAUAUCACACUUACCCCGUGUGUUUGCGUGCGUGCCACUGUGCACAUUGCUCCUAUUAUCUCUUGAAGAACUUUACUAAAGCUAGCUAGGGCGUGUGUGCAAUGUACAAUUAUGGGCAUUAGUUACAACUUCCAACACCAAGAUGCUUGUGAAAAUUGAUUGAAUUUUGACGAAUAUCAAUAAAGUUUAAUGCAUCCCUUAACAAGUAAAUACACCAUAGUCAUACAAUAAGCACAAAAUAAUCCAGGAAAAGAAAACAAAUUAACAAUUGAAAGGUUGAAGCUGAAAAAAACUUGCAUUUUUCUGUGAUUUUGGUUUUUGAGCCCACAAAAAGAAGUGCACCAUCCAAGUGAUUCAGAGGUAAAAACAAGCAACAAAAUGAAAGAGAGAACCUUUGGCUAACAAAAAUUUACAUUUUCUGAGAUUCUGUACGUAUGGCAGUGUAUGUGUAACCCACAUUUUAGAGAUGAGGCUAUGGCCAUGAUUCAUGAACAACAAUCAAACCCAUGUCUACAAACGAAACAAAGCAAAAGCAAAAAAGUAAAGUGGUCGGCUUAAUCAUCUUUACCUUUAACUUUUCCUAAUCUGCUAUAUGCUUAAUGCUUCUUUUUCAUCCCAAACCCAAAACAUUAUUCUUUACCAGACUCUGUUCUUGCUUUAAUGCAAUGUAUAAGAACCCCAAAAAAGAAACCAUUCUCAUUCCAUUUUCCACUUCCAUCAAUUCCUCAAACUCAAUCACCAAUUCACAACAGACACAACAAAAAAAUCCCAAACCAACACACACAAACAAAACAGCAAAACAGAGAGAGAAACAUCAAAAAAAAAAAAAAAUGGAGAUAUUAUCACAAAUGUGGUCACUGUUAGGGUUACUCACAGUUCUCCAAAACGUCUUACCAUCACAGCUUCUCUCUCUGCUUCACUCUCUUUACGAAUCGCUGCAAGAUUUGCUUUCUCCAUACUCAUACUUCGAGAUCCCGGAGUUCAACGGUUACUGCGGCGUCGACCUCAACGAUCUCUACCGCCACGUCCACCUCUACCUCAACGCCGCGAACCACUCCCCCGCGGCGGCGUGCCGCCGCCUCACGCUCUCCCGUUCACCCUCCUCCAACCGAAUCUCCUUCGCCGUCGCGCCGAACCACACCGUCCACGACGCAUUCCACGGCCACCGCGUUUCCUGGACCCACCACGUCGACACCGUGCAAGACUCCCUCGAGGAGAAGCGCAGCUUCACCCUCCGCCUCCCUAAACGCCACCGCCACGCGCUUCUUUCGCCUUACCUCGCUCACGUGACCGCACGAGCCGAGGAGUUCGAGCGCGUGUCCCGCGAGCGCAGGCUCUUCACCAACAACAACGGAUCCGGAUCCUUCGAAUCGGGUUGGGUCUCGGUCCCGUUUCGCCACCCAUCAACAUUCGAAACCCUAGCCCUAGAACCGGAGCUGAAGAAGCAGAUUAAAAACGACCUAACAGCUUUCUCAAACGGCAAGGAGUUUUACCACCGGGUCGGGCGGGCUUGGAAGCGCGGGUACUUGCUUCACGGCCCACCCGGGUCGGGUAAAUCUAGCCUCAUUGCAGCUAUGGCGAAUUUCCUCUGCUACGAUGUUUACGACUUGGAACUCACCAAAGUGAACGACAACUCUGAGCUUCGUUCGCUGUUAAUCCAAACGACGAACCGUUCCAUAAUCGUGAUCGAGGACAUCGAUUGUUCAGUGGACUUUAAUUUAACAGCGGACAGAACGGCGAAGAAAAUGGCUAACAAAUUGUCGUCUAAAGUGAGAAAGGAGAAAACGGCGUCGAUUUCUUCGGGUUGUGAGGAAACCGGACGGGUCACGCUUUCGGGGCUCCUGAAUUUCACGGACGGGUUGUGGUCGUGCUGCGGGGAGGAGAGGCUGGUGGUGUUCACGACCAACCACCGCGACAGCGUGGACCCGGCGUUGGUUCGGUGCGGGCGCAUGGACGUGCACGUGAGCCUCGGCACGUGCGGGGUGCAUGCGUUUAAAGAGUUGGCGAGGAACUACUUAGGGGUUGAGUCGCACGUGAUGUUCGAGGCUGUUGAGGGGUGCAUUCGCUCAGGUGGGUCCCUCACGCCGGCACACGUGGGAGAGAUUUUGUUGAGGAACAGAGGGGAUGCUGACGUGGCGAUGAGGGAGGUGGUGUCCGCCAUGCAGGCCAGGAUGGUGGCUGUUGCAGCCACCGCCGACCCUACGGAUAAUGAGGAGACGGCGGUGGCGGUGGGAGUGAGGUCGCCGGAGAGUGUGCUGCUGAUGGGGUCGCCGGAGAAUUGGGAUACGUUCAGCGGGAAGAAGAGGAAGGAACAACAACAACAUGGGUCGAAUAACUGGGACAAGAAAGCCAAGUUUUUUGUGAGGUUAAGGUCGUUGACCAAAUCUGACUCUGGUAGAUGAUUUUUUUUUAAUUAUUUUUAGGAAAAAAACAACAAUGGAAU